This is a messenger RNA of Micropterus salmoides (largemouth bass), 3700 nucleotides long. Its product is annotated as alsin-like. NCBI's taxonomy places the organism in Eukaryota, Metazoa, Chordata, Actinopteri, Centrarchiformes, Centrarchidae. The record is from RefSeq and is a predicted model, not a curated record.
UGAGCAAACCCUCCAGCGCAGAAACGAUCUUUGGCGUAAGGCUCUGUGGCAACAUCAGCAGAUUAACAACAAGCAGCGGCAUUCUGCUGCUUAACAACUCAACGGAUGUGUGACUUGCUUCUCUGUCUGAGUCAGCCCAUCAAGGAGUGCUGUAUAGAGCCAGCUGGUCUGCAUUCAGCCCUGACGACAGCAGCAGCAGCAGCCCUUUGCCUGACCUGCUGAUGGAGCAUUAACCCCCCCUGAUGGAAACCCAGAGGAAAAGCUCUGGGGAUAACGGUGGGGGUGAGCGAGGCCUGCUUCACACCUGGAAGGGCUACUCUUGCAGUGUCACCCCAGAAAGGCUGCUCCUCUCCCGGCCUGUCCUUCAGGUCGCCCUGGGCACACGGCAUGGUGUUCUGCUGGUGGAAGGGGGGCAGGUGUACAGUUUUGGGGAGUUGCCAUGGAAGCAGAGUCAAGUGCCCGAGACAGAGAAACCCACCCUGGAGAGCGCGCUCAGCGGCCAGCAGGUGGUCGCUGUUGCAGCUGGAAGCUUCCACAGCGGCGCGGUGACAGAGGACGGUGGUGUCCACAUGUGGGGGGACAACAACUCGGGUCAGUGCGGCUUGUCGGGCCUCAUCACCGUCCCCAACCCGACUCCCGUCGCUCUGGUGGACUCCGCCGCCAGCCCCCCACAGACUGUCUCAGUCUGGGAGCUGGCCUGCGGGGAGCAGCACACCCUGGCGCUGUCGGCCCAGCGGGAGGUGUGGGCGUGGGGCAGCGGUUGCCAGCUGGGCCUCAAUGCCACAGUCUUCCCUGUCUGGAAACCACAAAAGGUUGAGCAUUUAGCGGGCAGGUAUGUAUUACAGGUGGCCUGUGGGGCUUCACACAGUCUGGCUCUGGUGCGUUGCUUGGGCCCUCAGGACAUCCACCGGGCACCUGUGGACAAAUGCAGACAGUGUAACCAGCUACUUUACACCAUGACGGACAAAGAGGACCAUGUCAUCAUCUCUGAUGGUCACUACUGCCCCCUUGGUGUAGAGCUCGCCGUGGAUGAGGACGUGCUGGAGGCGCCUGCUUCCACACAAGGUCUCAAAACGUCCCCGUCUGAGCCAGUCCUACCCUCCCAUACCGCCACUUUAAACUCAGCAUCCUCAGCACCUGCUGAAGGUGCUGACCCCUCCUCAGACAUCACACACCAUCAGGACCUGGAGACAGAGGAAUCGGCCUUGGCUAACGGAGCGCUGCCAGCCUCAGACCCGGACCCCUCGGCUCACUCUGAAGGUGGUGGUGUUUUGGAGGUCAAGAGCUCACCCUAUCCAGAUGAGCAGGCUGUCAAAGACUACCUGAAGAAACUGUCAGACAGCACCCAGGUUGAGCAGCCGGUUAAGGGGACUGCUGGAGGACCGCACACUCUGCUGCCCUCAGCAGGAGGGCUCACCGCCUCCACCCCCGGCUCCACGCUCAACAGCCUGGUGGCCUCCUGCGCUUCUGCAGUGGGCGAACGGGUCGCCUCCACCUAUGAGGCGUUGUCCCUCAAAAAGAUGAUGAACUUGUACCUGCCCUCGGGGGUGUCAAGGUCAGGUGGGCCGGCAGGGCUUACGGGUGUUGUCCCGGGAGUGGCUGAGACCACCACAGAGCGUGUCCGCCAGGAGGACUCCACGCAGGCCAAGAAGAGCUGCAGCACAGGGGACAUCCGCGAGGAGGAGGCUGAGGAUCUGCGGCGGCGCCUCUCGCUCCCGGGACUCCUCUCACAGGGUAGAUACGCUGUUCAACUCUUAUCCUCCUCCUAUACCCUGCUGCUGUCCCCACGGCUGCUGAAGAAAGUUGGCCACCCGAGGAUGCGUGCAGUCGCCCUCACCCCGAUAGGAGGGGCGGUUGCCGAGGCCCAGGAGGCUUUUCCCACCCUGCAGACGGAGGUGUGGAGUUGGGGCCGUUGCGAGCACGGACAGCUGGGACAUGGAGACACUCUGGACAGAUUACAGCCGCUGUGCAUCAAGAGUCUGAACAAUAAGGAGGUGGUGCUGGUGGCGGCCGGCGCUCAUCAUUCCCUCGCUCUGACUGCUCAGUCUCAGGUGUUUUCAUGGGGAAGUAACAGCUCUGGUCAGCUUGGACACAUGGAGUCACCCAGCACCGUCCCCCGCCUUGCAAAGCUAUCGGAGGGGAUCCGGGUCUGGGAUGUAAGUGCCGGAGAGAGACACACCCUCCUGCUCGCAGACGGAGACUGCAUCCAGCCCAUCAUUUAUUACAGCGGACAGCAGGUGAAAGAGGGGGCAGAAGAGAGCCAGCUGGGUCAGCAGGAGGAAGAGGAGCAGUGGGCUGGCGGCUACACCCAGCAGCCUGUACUACUGCCCUUCUGCAUGAACCUGCGUUAUGUGAGCAGUGUGUUUGCGGGGGGACAGCGGUGCGUGGCGCUCUCGGACCAGAACGUGAUGGGCUUCAUCGCCAGCCUCCAUGAGCUGGCGUCAGCCGAGAGAAAGUUCUACUGCAAGCUUUGUAACGUCAAGACACAGAUCAUACGCCCCCUGCUGGAGCUGGAGUCUCUGAAUUCGGCCCUCAGCCCAGUGGCCCUCGGUCUCCUGCAGACUCUGGCAGGCCAAUUCAGUCUCUUGUGUCAUCUAACUGGGCAGCACGCCGCCAGCCUCACCGCAAACCUGCGCCGCGGCCGCAAUGUCAAGAGCCUGCUCAUCCUCGACUAUGCCAGCAUCUUCCUCGACUCUCACCAUGAGUACUGCAGCGCUGUGGGCAACUUCCAUGUAAUGGGAGGUUUCCAGACCCUGAUCAAACCCUCUCUAGAUUUCUUUGGGAAGAGUGCUGAGCUGCUUCAGAAGCUGUCUGAGUGCAGCGAGGAGAACCUUACCAUGGCGGACCUCCUGGUGGCACUCUUCUAUCUCCCAACUCCCCACCUUCAUGAAUACAGCCGGUUGCUGCUCAAACUGGCCACCUGCUUUGAAGUGUGCUCCAAUGAGUACCAGAGGCUGCAGGACAGCUGCUCAAAGUUCGAAGCGUUGGCCCUCCAGCUGAAGAGAAAAAGGAAGGACGCCAACUACACCUUUCAUUUCUGGAAGAGCUUCCCUGGCAAAAUGACGGACUCGCUGAGGAAGCCUCACCGCCGGCUGAUCUGCGAGAGCAGUAACAAAGCUCUGACCCUGCAGAACGCCGGGAGGUUUUCCGUCAACUGGUUCAUCCUUUUCAACGACGCUUUGGUCCAUGCCCAGUUCUCCACACAUCACAUCUUCCCUUUGGCCACACUUUGGGUGGAGCCAAUCCCAGAGGAGAACACUGGCCUAUAUGGGUUAAAGGUCAUUGCACCAGAGGAGACAUUCACCCUUCUGGCAUCCUCUCCCAUGGAGAAGGCCAAGUGGCUUUGCUCCAUCAACCAGGCGGUAGACCAGGCCCUGAGUGGGGCGGGGCAGGACACGGCAUCAGUCAGCUCAGGGUCGGGGCAGAAGUUAGAGCCUCCAAUCUCCAGGAUGGCCUCUUACACCUUUUAUAAGGACGGACGGCUGAAAGAUGCAACAUAUGAAGGACGCUGGCUUGCCGGGAAGCCAAACGGCAGGGGAGUGUUAAAAUGGUCUGAUGGGAGGAUAUAUACAGGGACGUUCAAGAAUGGACUGGAGGAUGGCUUUGGUGAAUUUGAUGCUCCCAAUAAGACCCUCAACAAGAGCGAUCACUAUCAAGGUCACUGGAAAGAAGGCAAGAUGCACGGCCUGGGGACAUACAG